Ipomoea nil (Japanese morning glory) is the source of this 2649-nucleotide messenger RNA. RefSeq names its product protein CNGC15b-like. Bases 354 to 2504 code for a protein of 716 amino acids. The transcript has 9 exons. Gene Ontology annotation, biological process: potassium ion transport; transmembrane transport. Gene Ontology annotation, cellular component: membrane. NCBI's taxonomy places the organism in Eukaryota, Viridiplantae, Streptophyta, Magnoliopsida, Solanales, Convolvulaceae. Gene Ontology annotation, molecular function: protein binding; voltage-gated potassium channel activity. The record is from RefSeq and is a predicted model, not a curated record.
GGUGGGGUUGGCCGUAGGUUGUGCCUGGCAGCCAUCCACACACCAUAUCCAAAACUCUCCACUCCAUUCUCCAACAUUACCAUUUUUAAUUUCUUUGCUGGUUCAUUCCAUCAAAGUUGCGUCUUUUAUUCCCAUUUUGGGGAAUAAUGAAAGUGAAACCAUCCAUUUGAUUCUCAGUUAGUUUUUCCUGGGAAUCCGUCGCCGAGUGUAACAAAAAUAUUUGUUUCUUUCCACCAUAAGAAGUCUGCAACUCUGCAAGACUGAAUCUUGGUUUCGCAGAACCCACCAAAAUGCUGUUCAAAAACCACUACUGAGUACUGAACCCAGGGUGAAAGGCUUUUCGACUUCCCACCAUGGCUUAUAAUAAAUCAAAAUCUGUAAGAUUCCAAGAUGAUCUUGAAUCAGCAGCAAAAUAUGGGAAUAAUAGUAAUGGAGAUAACGUGAUUAAGGUUAAGUACAAGAUUGAUGGAACAUGGCUGCCAGAGCUGAGGUCUAGGAAGGGUGAUGGGAAGAACGGGGAAUCGCUGAGAAUUAAAGUAUUGUCUCGGGUUUUCUCAGAAGACUAUGAGAGAGUGAAGAAAAAGAUAUUGGAUCCUCGAGGGUCAAUAAUCCAUAGAUGGAACAAGAUCUUCUUAGUAGGUUGCUUAGUGUCGUUGUUUGUGGAUCCUCUGUUCUUUUACUUGCCCGUCGUUGGGGAUAACAGCUGCAUAGAUAUUGGGAACAGGCACAAAGUCGUGCUCGUGAUUAUAAGGUCAAUAGUUGAUGUCUUAUACACGAUUCAUGUUUUAGUUCGGUUUAGGACUGCUUAUAUUGCUCCAUCUUCUCAAGUAUUUGGGAGAGGAGAGCUUGUUGUAGAUUCUUCAAAGAUAGCAUUGAGAUACUUGCGUAAAGGUUUCUGGAUCGACCUCGUUGCUGCUUUGCCUCUUCCUCAGGUACUGCUGUGGGCUGUCAUUCCUAAUCUGAGUGGCUCGGCCACAGCGAAUACGAAGAAUGUACUUAGAUUCAUCAUCAUUUUUCAGUACCUUCCUAGGCUAUAUCUCAUCGUGCCAUUGUCGUCCCAAAUUGUCAAGGCCACUGGCGUCGUGACUGAAACAGCUUGGGCGGGCGCUGCUUACAACUUGAUGUUGUAUAUGCUAGCAAGCCAUAUAUUGGGUGCUUGCUGGUAUCUUCUAUCAAUCGAGAGACAGGAAGCGUGCUGGCGUCAUGCUUGCACUCUUGAGACCCCGUCUUGCCAGUACACUUACUUUGACUGCCAAAGGGCGAAGGACUCGCAAAGAAACGCCUGGUUCCGGGCUAGUAAUAUCACGAGCCAGUGCAACCCCGAGAGCAGUGAUUACCGGUUUGGUAUGUACGGUGAUGCUGUGACAGAAUCUGUCACAUCUGCAAACUUUUUAAACAAGUACUUCUACUGUCUGUGGUGGGGCUUGAGGAACCUGAGUUCUUUGGGCCAAAAUCUUUCUACGAGCACAUACGUUGGAGAAAUAAGCUUUGCUAUUGUAGUCGCGAUUCUGGGGCUCGUUCUAUUCGCACUGCUCAUUGGAAAUAUGCAAACUUAUCUUCAAUCGACCACCGUUAGAUUAGAGGAAUGGAGAAUCAGGAGAACAGAUACAGAACAGUGGAUGCAUCACAGGCAGCUUCCUCAGGAAUUGAGGCAGUCUGUGAGGAAGUAUGAUCAAUAUAAAUGGAUUGCUACCCGAGGAGUCCACGAGGAAUCUCUGUUGAAAGGACUUCCUCCCGACCUACGUCGGGACAUCAAACGACACCUAUGCUUUGAUCUAGUUCGAGGGGUCCCUUUAUUUGACCAAAUGGAUGAAAGGAUGCUAGACGCCAUAUGCGAGAGGCUUAAGCCCGCUUUGUUCACCCAAGCCACUUGCCUCGUGCGCGAGGGCGAUCCUGUCAACGAAAUGUUGUUCAUAAUCCGGGGAAAUCUUGAUUCCUACACUACCAAUGGUGGCCGCACGGGGUUCUUCGACUCUUGCCGCAUUGGUCCAGGUGACUUCUGUGGCGAAGAGCUGCUGACAUGGGCGCUCGACCCGCGCCCAAGCAUAAACCUGCCGUCUUCCACGCGCACCGUGAAGGCGGUUUCUGAAGUGGAGGCGUUCGCCCUGGAGGCGGACGACCUGAAGUUCGUGGCAGCACAGUUCAGGAGACUGCACAGCAAGCAACUGAGGCACAAGUUCAGGUUCCACUCUCACCAAUGGCGAACGUGGGCCGCAACUUUCAUCCAGGCAGCGUGGCGGAGAUUCAAGAAGCGGAAGAAUACAGCUCGGGUCCGAGCAAUGGAGAGCGCGGGGGCGAAUGGCGACAGCCAAGCGCCGAGCAAGAAGAAGGAAGCGGACGUGAAUGCGCUGCCGCCUGGCUCGGGUUUUGCAGUGUAUGCAGCAAGAUUUGCAGGUGGUAGAAGGCUUCAUCAUCAGUAUCAUAAGCGCUCUGAUUCAGAUUCCAGUGCUGUUAGCUCUCUUCAGAAGCCAGCAGAACCAGAUUUCUCUGUGGAUGAUGAAUGAUUAUUGAAAAAGAGAAACAUAGCAAGUAGGAAAUUUUAAUGUAUACAGUAAGAGUAUGGAUGUGUUUCAUAUAAAUUGCAAACAGUGUUCAAAUUUUAUACUCAAAUUUGUAAUCGGCAUGGUGGUAAAUGUUUGAUUUUUUUUU